AUGGAUAGCCCCUGGUCUUGGUUUAUUUGUUUUGCCGCUUUUAUAUCUCUGACGUUCCAUAAUGGCAGCUACUAUAGCUUUGGACUGUUUUUUCCAUCUCUGCUGAAACAUUUCAGGCAGCCCAUUGCGAUAACUGGUAAGCGUUUGUUACAACUGGCUACAGGUUCUGAGCAGUAAACGCAGUAAACUUAAUUAAGGAGCGAAAAACACUGAUUUAUUUGAUUAUUCCGGCUCACUAUGUAAUUAUAUUAAAAGCCACCCACUACAAACAACUUGAUUUCUAUUCCACAAAUAAUACUUGUAACGCGAGCGAAGGUUAAUCCAAUAGGUGGUUCAUGAAUAUUCCUCGCUUCAAGCAAACCACGCGAAACAAUUUCCAUUCUACAAGCACUAAGAACGCGCUAAUUGUUAUAACUGUAAAGGAGAAAAGGAAGCCGUUAACCAGUGUGUGCAAUAAACAUUGGCUUGUUCUUAAAGCCAACUACGCUACUACUACACACCGUUCUAUAUGGCGUACAUUUGCGGACAAAAAUAAUUGAAAAUAAAAUACAAUUUGAAGUUCAAAAAUUAGACAAUCCAUGUCGAAAUCUCGUCAUAUGAAUUUGAAAUCGCAGUGAACGCAGUCGAAAUAGCAUCAUUCGAACUUGAAGUUACUUUGAACAAGUUGAAACUAUAAAGGGAAAACUCGACAUCGCGGAUGUUGAAGUUCAAAUCACCAUUCCAACUAAAAUGCAAAUUCACGCAUGAUUUGAACUUCAAUUCACCUUCUCCACUCUAAUAAGCUACUUAAUCGUGAACAAUGCAACCAUAAUCUUCCUCAAAAUUCCAAAUGAAACCUUUAAUUUGAACUUAAAGUCACGUCACAUAUUCGAAUUCGAAAAACCAAAGUUUCGCUACACUUUAUAUACGGGAUGUUUGCAUAACUGCAUUUUGGCGCGAAAAGAUUUCCCUCCACUCGAACUCUCUGGUCAAAUAUGGCGGACAAUGUGAAUUAUAAGGGUGACUCUAGGAUAAUUCAAGAGAUUGACAGGGCUGCAAACUUUGUUUUCUGUAAAAUUCGAACUUCGGCCUGACACGGUACCUCGUCGAUUUGGCUGAUUUUUGGCAUGUAGUCUUAGAAUGGUUUCCUAAAUACUGAAUGCUUAUUCUAAGGUUCGAAUUNCGUUAACCAGUGUGUGCAAUAAACAUUGGCUUGUUCUUAAAGCCAACUACGCUACUACUACACACCGUUCUAUAUGGCGUACAUUUGCGGACAAAAAUAAUUGAAAAUAAAAUACAAUUUGAAGUUCAAAAAUUAGACAAUCCAUGUCGAAAUCUCGUCAUAUGAAUUUGAAAUCGCAGUGAACGCAGUCGAAAUAGCAUCAUUCGAACUUGAAGUUACUUUGAACAAGUUGAAACUAUAAAGGGAAAACUCGACAUCGCGGAUGUUGAAGUUCAAAUCACCAUUCCAACUAAAAUGCAAAUUCACGCAUGAUUUGAACUUCAAUUCACCUUCUCCACUCUAAUAAGCUACUUAAUCGUGAACAAUGCAACCAUAAUCUUCCUCAAAAUUCCAAAUGAAACCUUUAAUUUGAACUUAAAGUCACGUCACAUAUUCGAAUUCGAAAAACCAAAGUUUCGCUACACUUUAUAUACGGGAUGUUUGCAUAACUGCAUUUUGGCGCGAAAAGAUUUCCCUCCACUCGAACUCUCUGGUCAAAUAUGGCGGACAAUGUGAAUUAUAAGGGUGACUCUAGGAUAAUUCAAGAGAUUGACAGGGCUGCAAACUUUGUUUUCUGUAAAAUUCGAACUUCGGCCUGACACGGUACCUCGUCGAUUUGGCUGAUUUUUGGCAUGUAGUCUUAGAAUGGUUUCCUAAAUACUGAAUGCUUAUUCUAAGGUUCGAAUUCUCUUUGGUUUCAAAGAUACAGGAAUGACAGUUUUGACGAGGCCUCGAGGGGCCGCCAUGUUAGUGAACUGAAGGACGUUUACGAUAAUUAAUUCUAGCUUUAUCAUUAACAUAACGUAAUAGUGACUCAUACAGUUGUAAAGAAUUAUCCUUCCUCCUUUCAUUUACCUACUUUUAUCCGAAAAUGGUUUAGCCUGAGCUACGAACGGCUAUAACUUCUCACAGCACUUUUACGGUACUUAAAAGGUACACAAAUUUUUUAGAAACUGGAAGGCCAAUAUUACCCAUGCCACAUCGAUUUAGAGUAAGCCGUUUUCACUAAACAUAGUUUGUUUAUAGAUAAGUUAGAUAAGUUUGUUUAUAGUUAAGUGAGUUAAUUGGGCAAAUGUAACGGAGCAGAACUACAAUUGCAUGAUUUGAACAGAUAAAGCUAGAAUUGUCCGCCAUAUUGACCACAGAGUUCGAGUGAAGGGAAAUCUUUUCGCGCCAAAAUGCAGUUAUGCAAACAUCCCGUAUGUACAGUGUAGCCAAAACUCUUACUAUUUCCGGUUCCUGUGUAUUUUUAUUUUUUUAAAGUUCUAAGUCAAAUAAUUUAGCCUAAUAAUUCAAGGAGUUCAAUUUCAAUAUUAUUCAUAAAUAUAUUCGCUGUGUCUACAAACGGUAAUAAAUUAUGCCAGACAUGCCUUCGCCUCUUUCUACAAUAUUCCCUCUCCUUUUUUCGUUCGCUCUAUUUUUCAUGCUCUCUCCUCUAUCUAAACGCCUAGAAAAGUCUAGUCUUAAAUAGAUUUAAAAAUAUUGGAAGGAUCAGUGGUUUUAAAUGAUGCUGGCCACCAAGGCCCAAUACGUUUAUGAUUUGUGCUUCUGCCUUGCUAUUCUUAUUGUAAUUGGGUUCAACAGAAGGGCGACUUUAAUUCAGACGUUUGGAUCAUAUUUAUACAUUUUCGAAAACAGCUUCAGUCUCAAAAUUUACUAGAAAUUAGGUCAUCUUAAGCUCAACGUUUGAAUCAGUCAGGUGCCAGAAUCGUGUAGCGCGGCAGACGUUGUCGAACUUGAUUGCUCUGCCCGAACCAAAUUCAAAACUUUGAUUCAGACGUCGCGCUUCUGCCGUGCUUUUGUCGAGCAGAAUAGACCCUAUAUCCACGGUUUUUUCAAAUUUUGACUAGGACCAGAAAAAAAAUGCGUCCACACAGCUAAAAAGAACGCCUUAAAAAGGGAUGUUAAGGUUGAAAGUGAUUAACGCAAAGUCACAAAGUCGUCAAAUUUUACUGAGAAUUAUAUAUCUACCUAAUAUGAAAACCGGGCUAGCAAACAUUUUCUAAUUUCUCUUAACUUCCCUUGCCUAAUAGCUUCUUUACUGAGUUGUUUGCUGAUGUCUUUUUUUGUUCAUUUUGUGGUUAGCGAUUUGUCUAGAAGUGGCUGUAGAAAGAAUUUGGAGAAUUUCUAUCUCCCGCAACCCCCACCCCAACCCCUUCACUCCCUCGCCGCUCUGUUUUUUUUUUCUCGAUCCCACGCACAAUUCUCUAUUCAACACAAGUGACAGUUAUUUGAAAUCAGUGCGAGGCUAAAGCUGUCUUCGGUGCCGUUUAGCAGUUAACAUUUCGUUAUUGGUCACCUUGAGAAAUUGAAGUUUCCCGGAAAGCAUCAUGUAAAGCUCUGAGAUGGGACAAAGUUAUUACGAUUCGCAGAGUCUGCAUUGUCUAAUAUCGUAUUGUAUUCCCGUUUCAUUUGGUUAAACGGAUCAAUCACCCUGAUCCGGGCUGAGACAGAAAGAUACGAUAUUGUUCGCUUUUCUAAGAUGACGGCUAAGUCUUUGGCCUCGGGAACAGGCUAUUGGGAGUCAAAUGAAUUAGGCGAGAGCAACAUUGCAGAUGAACUUUGACCCCGUGUGUUUUCUGGUGUGAAGACAAGGUCUAUGCUGGUCUGCCUACAGAGUGAUUGUACAUCCGGGAACUUGAAUGAGACGAGGGUAAGAGAAAGCACCCUGGCUCUACUCGAUGGGCUUCCGCCUUUUAUACAUAAAAAAUACACGGAAAUAACAUAGUUUUCUUUUAAAACGGCUUACCCACCCUAAUUCCCAGGGGUCAUUUUCAUUUUCUUUACUUUAUUUAUUUUCAAACUGUAUUCUCCGUAUUGUCUUCCAGACCUGACGUCAGCACUUACUUUCAAAUUGAAACUCCUAGGUACUCGAAAAUCAGUUGCCCCUAAAAUGGUUAAUUUUGCGCCAAAUCGAAACACAACGUAAAUGGUUGGGACUCCCUUUCCUACCCUACUGAAUUUAUUUACCCCUACCCCAGGGGAAGUACUAACUUGAUAACAAAACUUUCUAGCAUCGAUAGGUUUUCAUUUUUUUUUUUAAAUUUUAUUUCAAAAGAAGGCUUGUCUCCCAAAUUAUGCACAAAAACUGAAGUUGGAUUUUAAUCUAUCUAAUGACGAUCUCAGAAAUGCAUUUCUCUUGCCCCAUUCUAUCGCGUUUGAACCUUAUGUCAAAGCCUUUCAAUUUAAAAUACUUAAUUCUAUACUUUUUACCAACUCAAAGUUGUUCAAGAUUGGGUACAGGACAGACAACUUGUGCUCUUUUUGCAAAAGGGAAUCAGAAACUAUUAGACAUUUCUUUUGGGAUUGCCCUUAUUCGAAUUCAUUCUGGAAAUGUGUUGGAUCAUAUUAUUUUGGGUUGCGAAUACAACUAGUUCAACAUUAAAGGAAAUUUGGAUCGGCUUUUUAUCUUCUGAAUGCCCCUUGCUUAAUUAUCCUAUACUUAUAGGGAAAAUAUUUAUGGAGUUGCAGAAGGAAUGAACUACUCCCAACCAUAAACAGUUUUAUAGUUAGAAUAAACGGUAAAUAUGAAAUAGAAAAAUAUAUUUUCACUAAGAAUAAGAAUUUACAAAAAUUAAUGGACAAAUAGACUUGGUAAUCUAGGUAGUUUUUCUUCUUUUGAAAAAAUGAUUAGUUUCUUCUUUUUUGAAUAGCACUUGUAAAUAACAGUAGGCAUUACCUUGUGUGUAAUUGUGGAAUUGCACGUGUGCUUAGGUGUGUAGUAAGUUUGUGCAUGUAUGCUUUGUGUUAAUAAUUGUAAUCGUUGUAAUUGUUGUACUUUGGAAUAGCAAAUGAGAUAGGUUUUCAUUUGCUUUAGCUAUGGGGCUUCGCUGUGAGUGCGCGGACGCUCCGAAAUAAGAAUUAAGGCCGGCACAGCAGAAGCACGACGUAUGAACUAGGUCUUUAAUUUUCGUGAGGUUAAGGAGCAUUUGAAGUUACUUGACUCACAGGUACGGAUUCCGCUAGGACUUCAUGCCUGACAGCAUUUCUUACUUUUUUCCACUCUUUUUUUAAACAGAAAGACUCAUGUUAAUCCCCUAGAAGUAUUUUACCUCUUAACGAACUACCCAGCGAUACUGACCGAGUAGGCUAGUGUGCAGUGGAAAUAAUGUAGAAAUUGUAUAAAAACGGCUGGCCAGAUCGUAGAAAAACGGUGAGUUUUUCCAUAGAAAUUUUAGUAAACGUUCGGAAUCUAGAACAUGUAGUCUUAACGAGAUCUACGCCAGUGAGUCAAACCACAGUGACCAUGUUAGUCUCACGAAUGAGGUCAGCUUUAUCGUAAAACAGGGCGCAACUAACCCAUUAAACAGUUCAUUCUCCACAGUCUUUAAGGCACUAACCACUCGCCAGGAUUUUUGGACCAUUUGAUAAUUAACCAGCCUAAUACAACGUUUCGGAUUUAGUGGGUGACUUAUAACCUGGUGCAAAUUUUGCGCAAGCUCGUUCUUAGCAAGCCUUUUACUGGCUGUUUAACAUCGUUGAAGUAAUCAGAGCUCUGAUUAUUGACGUUACUUCUGUUUUGAUAUUUUUUAGCUUGGAUCGGUUCACUCUACAUGUCACUCCCGUGGAUUUUUGGACCAUUGGUAACCCGCCUGAUAAAACGUUUCGGAUUUAGAAUCACAGCCAUUGGUGGCUGUCUUAUAAUCUCGAUCAGCUUUUGUGUAAGCUCGUUUGUGGACAAUUUUUGGUUUUUCCUGGUUUUAUUCUCUGUAACUGGAGGACUGGGUUCAGCAAUGUCCUACCACUGCAGUGUUCUAGUUGUUCUGAGGCACUUUGUGAAGUGGCGUUCUCUUGCGGUUGGAAUAACAGCCUCGUCAUCAAGUGUAGGCAUGUUCGUCGUGACACAACUCACAGAGGUUCUCAUUUCAAAUUAUGGAUUUAAAAAUGCUCUUAGAGGGUGGGCCAUCUUGUUUUUCUUGGCAACCCCACUGGCGUUCUCUUACGACGCAAAAUCGGAUGUUACCGCAGGUAACGUCAAAAGAAUUGAAGAAGGAUCCGAAAAAAAUGUCGAGGUCAUUCCUGCACCAAGCCUUUUAAGAAAUGGACAUUUCAUCAUCUAUCUUGUCUCCGUUACUCCGGUGUUCUUUGUCGUGUUUACGCUGUCAAUUUUCCUAGUGAAAUGUGAUUUAACUUUAUUGAAUAUUUUUUAUACAAAUAACACAAUCACCUAGAAUAUGGUUCUUGGUUCCCACCCCGCAAUAUAAAGGGGACUGCAGGAACUCAAGGAAUACUUACUCGAGGAGUAAGAGAUAAUUGCCGGCGUCAUAUCCCUGUAAGAUUUGUAAUAAUUGCCCUAAUAUUCUCUAACCCUUUUACCCUUACAUCACGGCUGAAAAAUUUUUAUAAAACUGAAACGUUAAGGCUACUUAAGUUAGAAAACAUUUUUGUUACCAGAGAAGUUUGGCGCUUAGGGUUGGAAGGAGUGGGAAUAAGCCAAGCCCUAACGUACAUUGACUAUAUUGACCACUAUUGCUAGGUCAAUAUCUGAGAUUUCGGCCUGUAACGACCUCACUCUUGGUUAGUAAGUGGUAUAUAAUCGCCAGUUACUGAAAUAUUUGGUUGUUUUUGCCCUUGUAGUUGAAAUUUUGUGAAAGUGAACUUGGCAUUUCGUCAGAACGAGGCUCCAUGCUAUACACCUACAUGGCGAUCUCUUACUUCUUUGGCAACCACUUGUUCUGCAAGCUAAGUGAAUUCAAAUUCAUCAACAUCUUUGAUCUUUAUCAAUUUUCAACGACAUGUCUCGGCGUCUGCUUGUUUCUGUUACCCGUGGCAACAUCUUACAAAUUUGUGGUGGUGUUAUCUGUUAUGUUUGGUCUCGUCUCAUGGAUGGUGGACGAUACGGCUUAA
This is a messenger RNA of Porites evermanni, 7048 nucleotides long. NCBI's taxonomy places the organism in Eukaryota, Metazoa, Cnidaria, Anthozoa, Scleractinia, Poritidae. The record is from the annotation of a GenBank genome assembly.